Helobdella robusta is the source of this 588-nucleotide messenger RNA. RefSeq lists its product as hypothetical. The record is from RefSeq and is a predicted model, not a curated record. The transcript has 6 exons. The coding region runs from base 1 to 588 and encodes 195 amino acids. Gene Ontology annotation, molecular function: tRNA methyltransferase activity. NCBI's taxonomy places the organism in Eukaryota, Metazoa, Annelida, Clitellata, Rhynchobdellida, Glossiphoniidae. Gene Ontology annotation, biological process: tRNA methylation. Gene Ontology annotation, cellular component: cytoplasm.
AUGAAUUUUGAUGAAAACAAAAUACGCGCAACGACCAAACAAGAUUUAAGUCGCAAGGGAAGUGUUGACGAGCCUGUUUUGGAAUUAGUUAAUUACAUCAAUCAGUUGAACAAUUAUUUCACUACGAGUUCCUGCUCCGGACGGAUUUGUGUCUACGAGCCUGGAAAUAUAAAUUGCAAGAAGAAAGGAUGCAUUUGGUUGUACACUAGUCAUAAUUUAUGCUCUUUACAUGACAUGCUAGAUGGAUUAAACAAAUCUGAAGGAAAUGCAUUUUUCAAGUUUGAGCCAUUCAUUUUGCAUGUACAAUGUAGACAGCUAUGUGACGCACAGCUUUUGCAUAGGCUGGCAAUUGAAAGUGGUUUGAAAAAUUCUGGUAUGUCGUUUGGAAAAUCAGGAAAGAUUACAGUGGCUGUUAGAUGUACUCUUUCAUUAGAGGUUCCUUUAACAAAAAAUGGACAAUUACUUGUUUCUAAAGAGUAUCUCACUUUCCUCGUUGAAAUUGCUAAUGAAAAGUUGCAAAGUAAUUUUGCAGUUAUAAAGAGGUUGGCUAAUUACUUUUUAUCAACAUUAAGUAUUUCUGUAAUCUAA